This is a messenger RNA of Staurois parvus, 309 nucleotides long. The record is from the annotation of a GenBank genome assembly. NCBI's taxonomy places the organism in Eukaryota, Metazoa, Chordata, Amphibia, Anura, Ranidae.
CAAGAGCUCAGUGAAUUCAAGCGUGUUACCGUGAUAGGUUGCCACCUGUGCAAUAAGUCCAUACGUGACAUUUCCUCGCUACUAAAUAUUCCACAGUCAACUGUUAGUGGUAUUAUAACAAAGUGUAAGCAACUGGGAACAACAGCAACUCAGCCACACAAGCGGGAUCAGUGCAUGCUGAAGCGCACAGUGCGCAGAAGUCGCCAACUGUCUGCAGAGUCAAUAGCUAAAGACCUCCAAACUUUGUGUGGCCUUCAGAUCAGCACAACAAAAAUGCAUAGAGAGCUUCAUGGAAUGGGUUUCCAUGGC